This is a messenger RNA of Neoarius graeffei (lesser salmon catfish), 4923 nucleotides long. RefSeq names its product TSEN15 tRNA splicing endonuclease subunit (gene tsen15). The record is from RefSeq and is a predicted model, not a curated record. The coding region runs from base 109 to 549 and encodes 146 amino acids. NCBI's taxonomy places the organism in Eukaryota, Metazoa, Chordata, Actinopteri, Siluriformes, Ariidae. Gene Ontology annotation, biological process: tRNA splicing, via endonucleolytic cleavage and ligation. Gene Ontology annotation, molecular function: nucleic acid binding. The transcript is spliced from 5 exons.
UGUGUUUUGGAUGGAGCACCGUAACAGAGACGCGUGUGUUUGGUGUGUUCUUCGACCGCUUGCGUUUCUUUCUUCCUGCUUUGAAGUGUUUGGAGGGAAAAUAUCGCGAUGGAUGAAGGAAAUCGAGCAGCACCUUCGGACUGGAUCUCACAGCAUCCUGUGUACCAGGACAUGCUGAAUCUGGGUGUAGAUGACAGCGCACAGGUUUACGGAGCGUUCCUGGUUUACCUCGACCUGACAGAAGUUCGGCGCUGGACGGGCGUGACGGCAGCACCGUGUCCUGAACUGCAGGCUGUUCUGCUGGAAGGCCGUGAAAAAGAAGGCGAGGCGCUUCAGGUGGUUUAUCCGCUUCCUGCUCACAGAAGCGUCAGUCACGGAGAUUUGAGGUGCAUCGUGGCUCGUGGAGCUGUCCUGCUCCUCUGCGCCGUGGCGUCGGACUCCACGCUGGUGUAUCAACGGCUGAGCGACGGCCUGAUGACCCCUGACCCCCCUGUGGACAUCAAAGACCUGGGACGCCGACAGCACCGCAAACGCAGGCUCCAAACGUGAAGCGUGAACACACAGGAAGAACAAAAAGGAGGAGGAGAAGAAGCAGCGGAUGUCGGACUCUUUCAUUCUGCACAUGCAGGAGGUGUUGAAGCGGCCGAGUCCUCUUUGAAGUCCGGGACAGCGUCAUGUUCAUGGCUCUCUCAAAAAUGUUGAGAAAGGCUUAGUGUAAGGCAAGGGCACUGAGACCACGACGACAUGGACAUCUGUCCCGGGUCCCCUUUUCUCCUCCCUUGCGGGCGGAGCGCUGACCGUAAACGGGAGGGAGGGAGGGAUGGAGGUGUUUGGGGGGUAAACGCACUCAGAGGAGAGGAAAAGGAGAUGAGGGAAGGUGUGAUCAUCUCGCAGAGGUAACAGUGUCAGGUUAUGUCACGUCCUCCUCCUCCUCCGAACAGUAGUCGCGUCCCUGAGGGAGGAAAAAAGAGAGAGAAAAACACUGAUUUGUACUUCCUGUUCACGCACAGGAUGGCUGCCGAGUGUCCUGUAUUAAUUGGUUUUUUCAAGUAGAGGUCAUAAAAAGAAUUUUCCCCGACACCCAGUUACUUUUGUUUAGUGACUGAAAGCUACUGAAUUUGAAAUCACAGACUUCCAAUUUUAAACAGAACAAUUAAUGAAUUUAUCUCCACGUGGCUCUAAAUUCUCGGCUAUUUUUUCCUGCUUCACCAUGACCCAAUACAAGAUACUACGUCAUGCAUCACGUAGUGGGCUUUCCCCGUUCACGCAAGGCAUUGUGGGAUACAAAUUUGAAACAGGAGAGAAAAAUGGAGGACGCGAAAGAGCGUGCAGGACCAAACUCGAGAAUUUAAUCUCGAGAGAAAUCUUGUGGGCUGGAUGAUGGAUUUUUUAACUAACAGAUCAGAGAGUGAAGGUCAAUGGCUGUCUUUCCUCAGGGUUGUGUGCUUUCCCCUUUGCUGUACAUCCUCUACACUAAUGACUGUAGAAGUCAGCAUAUAAAUAGGCACAUCCUGAAAUUUGCUGAUGACACAGUUAUUGUUAGCUUACUGCACGAACAUGAGUCUCAGCAUGGGCCAGUGGUUGAUGAGUUUGUCAGUUGGUGUGACAAGUUUUUUUUUUUUUUUUUCAUUUAAACACCUCAAAGACAAAAGAUAUGGUCAUUGAUUUUAGAAGAAACCAACCUUGUUCUCCAUCACUGACAGAUAUUAAUGGAAGUUGCAUAGAGUUGGUUGACCAGUAUAAAUAUUUGGGCAUAAUUAUAGACAAAUUUGAUGUGAAUACUGAGGUCAUUUGCAAGAAGGGGCAACAACAUUUGUACUUCCUUAGGAAGCUCAAUGUGUUUGGUGUUAUUUUACAAAACUUUUAUAGAGAUCUUGCCGCCAUCUUGUCGGUCAAAAACACCGCUGAAUACUGCUGCACUCGUGUACAGAAUGGAUCAAUUUCAACCGACGGACUACACGGCUCAUUUUUCUAAUGAACAGAUAACUAGAUGUAUGUCUAAAAUAAACAACCUACAGAUUAGUGACCCUUAUCGAUUACCGGACGGAGUUUUCACAACCGUGUCAGUGGAUAUUGAACUGCCAGACGUGUAUAAUUACCUCAUUAACUUUCCCUCGCUGUUCAGUGGUGCGUGCUUAUAAAUCUCUGGACAGUUAUCUUUACAGAAAUUCAGGAUUUGUCAUCUUGUAAACAAGAAAAUAACAAUCCUCAUUGGACGGGUAAGUCACUUAAGUAUUACUAGUACUGAUACUAGAUAUAUCAGUAGUAUCUAGUAUAGCACUGACCAGCCGAUUAUAGAAUAGAAUAAGGUAAUUCCAGCUGUAAUUCCAAAUCGUCCGUCUUGUUUGCCAUGGAUCUGGCGUUGGAGAGGUAGAGGCUUGGCAGUGGAGGUUUGAGUGGCUGUUUUCUGAGCUUAGUCAACAGGCCGGCUCUGCCUGCAGCCUCGCUUUUGCUUCCACUCCCGACCCGAUAACAAUCCAGCGAGACCAGCGGGGUCUCUGUAUCUCGUCCGGAAUGUUGUGCAUGCGAUGGAAAUCGCUGGAAACCAAUGUCCAGUAAGUCCAUACGGUUGUAGUGGAUAUUGAAGUCCGGUACAGACGAAUAACACGCAAAAAUACACACAAAAAACAAACGUGCACAGGUGGGGAGAGCUUGUAGCCGCAGCCGUUGUAGUAGAAUUGUAUAUAGUAGGGUUUUCCAGAAGAAAAGGUAGAAGUAGAAGGCGGAAAUAUGGCGUUUGACCGACAAGAUGGCGUCUGUUACAAUCUGGAUCGGCUGUGAUGUCACAUGCAAGAUCUCUAUAGAAUCUGUUCUCAUCUGGUAUGGGGGCAUCAGUGUUAGGGAUGAUAAUCUCAGCCAUAUUGUAAAGGUGGCUAGGAAGCUGAUUGACUGUCCACAGUUAUCCCUGCGGUCAAUUUAUGAGAAACAGGUCAUCCAGAAGGCAGGGUCAAUAUUGGACUGUAAAGAUCACCUUGUUCAUUUGAAGCUCUCCCCUCAGGCCAAAGACUAAUGGUGAUGAUACACGGGGCAACUUUUUGGGCAAUGUUGCCAAGCAAAGUUGCUGGCAACGGGCAACUAGGUGAGACUCAGGGCAACAACAGUUAGCAACGGCAGUUUACAGUUAGCUAAAAAAAAAAAUUGAUGUCUUAAUUUUUGCUGUGACCAUUUAAUCAAGCUGUCUGUUGUUUUUUAGAGCUUUGGUGAGGUAAAUUCCUCCAUAUAGAAUAUUAAAAUAACUUACCGGCGUAAAAACAGAUGAGGAGUCUCUCCAUCUCUUCACUCCACUGACACUGAGCGGCCGCCAUAUUUGUUUGAAAUUUCUGAUCCGAACCUCACCGGAGGUCACAUGACUCGAUACUCGCGUUCUGAUUGGCUUAUCUCAAAAAGUUGCCAGAGAUUAUCAAAACCAUUCAGAAAGAAGCAAUGUUGCCCAAUCUCAAUAGAAAAGAGUCAAAACGCAAUUGCCCAGCAACAUUGCCCAAAAAGUUGCCCCGUGUAUCAUCACCAUAAGAGUCCCCUUUUAGAAGUCCAGUAGGACAAGACACUCUUAUCCCGAGUGCAAUACGUCUGCUCAAUUUGCACAAAUUUGUUUUAUUGCACACAAAUGAGUCUGAUGACCAUGUGUCAGAAAUAUAGAUAGGAAAGACAGUGUUUGUGUAUCUGUACCUGACUGUAAGACAAGUUUCCCUUUGGGACAAUAAAUUUAAACUGAACUGAACCUAAUAAAUAUCGGCGUUCGUUUAGCGACAGAACAAAAGGUUUGACUGCGCGAUUUCAUGCACGUUUGCUUUAAUCCCUUCAAAUUAAAUAACUCCCCAGCCACAGAAUGUCCUGAUAUUUUGAGAUAUCGCAAUCGCCACAUUUCAGACGGAACUAAAUUUCACCGGUUUUAUGAAAUCGAAAGGCCGUCUCACUUUUAAUCACUCAGUGGAAACAGAAUUUUGUGCGAACCCUGUGUUUGACGCUCAACUUGGAGACCUGACAGCUGUUUUGGCUCUUGUGGACACUGCAUUUAAUCCUCCAGAAGUAUUAGAAGUGAUGGCUAUAAUUACUACAGUUUCAUCUGAACUGAGGGUUCGUCCUUGAAUCAGAUCAUCCUCCAGAACUUCUACCACAUGACUCUGCCUUCCAGGUUUAAGCCACGCCCCCUAGCUGAUGUUGGAAGAAAGUGACGGAGCUCUGACUGUUUAUCUCCCCGUGUUAGAGACGCCGUCUCGCUGUGCGUGAUGAGCGCGGUGCACUUCUCACCUUCUCAAUCUUCUCAUCCAGCAUCCUGAAGAACUCCUGCUGGCUCUCUGACGAGUGGAUGCUGCGUGAACAGAGAUCAGAAACAAACCGUAUGGAUAAAGUCAAGGAUGUUUUCCACUCAGCACAAACACACUCACCUGAUUUUAUUAGUGUUCCCGCUUGCCUCUUUGUGUUUGCCCUUGUGCAAAAAUGUGCUCUUCUCCUGAAAACACAGCACCCACACGGCUUCAAAAGCAUGAUAUAAAACUGAAGAACACUGCAGUGUGCAGGGGUGGAGCUUUAAACAUAUGCAAAUGAGGUUUUUUUUUUUUUUACACUCACAUCCACAUAAAUAAAACAAAAAGAGGAAAUUAAAACCUGGUGCUCCUGGUUGCGCGUGUUCAUGCGCUCCUCCUCUCCGUGCUGCACGUACUUCACCUUCUCCACUCCUUUCAUUUUGUACUCGUCUAAACAAACAGUAAGAGAUUUGAUUAAAGCCUCAGCUGCUUGUCAUGAUUCUGUCUCAAACUCCGCAACUUCAAUCCUUAAUGAAUUUCCAACACCAUGAAGUGGGUGUGGCUAACUACAGGUGAUGCUUGCAUAAGCCCCACCCACUCAUUUGUACCCGUGUUUUAUAUGCUGAAAUCUCAACAGCACUUUUGUUCCUUUGUAAAUAAAAUGCACUUCAUGACUUCA